CUUUCUGUAGACCUCGGGCAUCUCCUCGCCAAAUGUUCCGAGCCACUUACCACGCAACUCUCACCUUUCCAAUGGCCAAAAUUGCUGCUAUAAGGCAUAUCCGAUCGGCUUGGGACAUGACAGGUCUUGAAUGUUGCGGCAGCAGAUGACCAAGUCGCCGUGGUGAAGCAUGUCAGAAUGGUCGGGAAUCUUACCCUCCAAGACACCGAACUAGCAAAUGAGCAGCCCCAGGGUGCGUGGUCAUUCGAGCCUCUUGUGGGUUGGCGGAAAUGUCAACGUACGAUGCUCCCCAAGCGCGCCGCUCCCCCAUGCUCGACCCCUUUCGAAGCCAAUCCGGCCCCUACCCCACUUUCGCUGUCUGCCUUUGCCAAUCCCACCGAGCCGCCCGAGAACCUCGACGCAUUGCACGCGAUGGGGGCCAGCGGCUUUGCUACUCGUAUCGACAAGCGCAAUACCACGAUCUCCUCGUCCGUGCUCGUCAAGCCAUGUACACCUGGGAUCUACGCACCCGCUACGGCUAUGACAAAGGUCGAGACGGUCUUCGGUGGCCGCCUUGUCUCUGCCGGAUUCGGGAGCGGCUCUCUACCAGGCUCUCGGUACGGACCUCGCAACAAUAUCAUGCACCUCGCGUCCUUCACCGGUAGUUCCUGGCGCGCCGUCACGGUGUUGAUACUCCUCAACGGACUUAAGGGUCAUCAUCGACGGCGAGUUCGAGCCUGGGACUGA
Messenger RNA from Phanerochaete carnosa HHB-10118-sp, 726 nucleotides. RefSeq lists its product as uncharacterized. The coding region runs from base 178 to 726 and encodes 182 amino acids. The record is from RefSeq and is a predicted model, not a curated record. Lineage: Eukaryota; Fungi; Basidiomycota; Agaricomycetes; Polyporales; Phanerochaetaceae. The transcript is spliced from 2 exons.